CUCUAAUGAUUGGUUGACAAUAGAGCAUACCACAAUUUGUUUUUGAAUAUAUUCUUAUUUAUUUAACCUAGGCAAGUCAGUUAAGAACAUAUUCUUAUUUACAAUGACAGUCUACACCGGUCAAACCCAGACGACGCUUGGCCAAUUGUGCGCCACCCUGUGGGUCUCCCAAUCACGGCCGGUUGUGAUACAGCCUGGAGUCGAACCUGGAUGUCUGUAGUGACGCAGUGCCUUAGACCGCUACGCCACUCGGGAGCCCGAUGCAUGCGAUGGCUGUCGGAUGAAGUUGGUGAAGGGCAGUUGCAGUCAAAACUUCGUUUGAUCACAUGAUUUCUGUAAAGUUCAUGCAGUCGACAUGUCGGCGUAAAUCUGAUUAUUUUUUAUAAUGCAACACACUUUGAAAGGCAUGUGAACAGCGAUGGUCACCGAUUUGACAAAAGUGUUGCGCUCGAACACACAUAUUGACUUUCCCCUCCCCAAACCCCGGUCUGGUCUCUCGAAUGUGCUUCUCGACUUGUUUCCGGAAUUAUUGUGAUGUUGCGCCUCUCGGUUUGAAAUCUGUGCUACUGAGUUUGAGAAACACACACACCCACAACAUUGUUUUAUUAGGCCUACACCAUUAUGAAAUUAUAAAAGUGCUGUGAACUAAUUAAGAUAUAAUUUCGCCAAAACCUUGGCAGGUUGAACGGAAUUGGGUGGGUGGGCGUCUUUUAAAUUGUUGUGAAAUGGUCAUGUAUGCUGUAUUUCGCAAUAUUCCGUGGAUUGGAUGGUUACCGGAAUAACUGGAAUUUGAACAAUGAGUCACGCGAUUUAAAAAAAAAAGUCACCUUUCUCCACGAACAGAAAGACUAAAAAUGCUUUCAGUUUUUCACAUAUCUACAUUGACGAAAGGCUUCAACUAGUACAGGUGCCUUCUCCAGCCCACCCUGUGCUAUUGCCUAGAGGGUGAGGAGACAGUUGUGACAAUCGCUUUCACGAUAUGUGAGGCAAAGGUCCGACGGAGGAAUCGGUCAAACUGUUGCUGAACACAAAGCUCGUGUUACUAUGGAUAUUCAGAGGAACGGAUUCAAAAGAGAAAGUUACAUUCUCUCUGUGGACGUGGGGACAACGUCGAUCAGAUGUCACGUUUUCGACAAGGAAGCCCAGAUUCGAGGAUCAUGUACCACCAAGGUGAAUCUCUUGUAUCCUGAACCGGGCUUGGUCGAGUUGGACCCCGAAGAGCUGUGGAGAGGAUUCGUUAAGGUGGUGAAUGGUGCUGUGCAAGACUCAGGUUUACAGAUGCGUCAGAUGGAGACCCUGGGCAUCUCCACUCAGAGAGGCACCUUCACCACGUGGGACAGGAAAACAGGAGUUCCCUUUCACAACUUCAUCAGCUGGCAGGACUUGAGGGCAGUGGAGCUGGUGAGGUCCUGGAACAACUCCUGCACCAUGAAGGCGAUCCACGGCAUUAUGAUGGUGCUGCACUUCCUGUCCAAAAAUAAGCGCUUUCAGGCGGCCAGCCUCAUAGUCUUCUCCACCCAACACGUCACCUUCCGCCUGGCCUGGGCCCUUCGACACUGGAAACAGUUAAGUCAAGCAGUAGCAGAGGGCACCUGCUGCUUUGGGACGAUAGACACCUGGUUGCUUUAUAAGCUCACAAAAGGAUUGGUCCAUGCCACAGACUACUCUAAUGCCAGUGCCACUGGGAUGUUUGAUUCGUACCAGUUGUGCUGGAGUGAAUUCCUCUGCUCUCUCGUCUCGCUGCCUCUCUCCAUCCUCCCCAAAGUACUGAACACUGGUCACCGCUUUGGCUCAACCGAUCCCUCCAUCUUUGGGGUGUCGAUCCCUAUUAUGUCUGUUAUGGCAGACCAGCAGGCGGCCAUGUUUGGUGAGUGCUGCUUCGACAUCGGUGAUGUGAAGAUCACCAUGGGAACGGGCACCUUCAUGAACAUCAACACUGGGAGCAAGCCACACACGUCUGUGGCCGGUCUCUACCCUGUUGUGGGGUGGAAGAUCGGCCCAGAGGUGGUGUAUCUAGCAGAGGGCAAUGCAGCAGACACUGGCACAGCCAUUAAGUGGGCACAGGAGCUGGAGCUGUUCUCAGAUGUACGGGAGACGGAUGCCAUGGCCAACAGUGUGGCCAACUCGGAUGGUGUGUGCUUCGUUCCCUCGUUUAGUGGCCUGCAGGCUCCUUUAAACGAUCCCAAAGCAUGCGCCUCUUUCAUGGGCCUAAAACCAUCCACAACCAAGAGUCACCUGGUCCGAGCCAUUCUGGAGUCUGUUGCAUUUAGGAACAAGCAGCUCUAUGAGACGAUGCUUAGAGAAACACACAUUCCCAUCAGGAAGAUCAGGGCGGACGGUGGCAUUUGUACCAAUGACUUUGUCAUGCAGCUGACUGCGGACCUGUUUGGCAGGAAGGUCGCUCGGCCGACCCAACACGAAAUGUCCUGCCUGGGGGCAGCCUUCGUUGCUGGACUGGAAGUUGGCUUCUGGAAGAGUCAGGAGGAGCUGAAGAAACUACAGCGCACUGACCGAGUCUUCCUACCUCGGAAUUUGUACAGAGUGGGUGAUGGGGGCACGGAGGGCGAGUACACACCCAUUCUGCAGAGAUGGGAACAGGCGCUGAAACGCUCCAUGAACUGGUACGGCAAUCCAUGAGGCUCGUAGGACAGUGAGACGGACGUAGGCUUACAGUUGGGUGGACGCACAGACGGGACCUCUGGUGCUGCUAACCAAAGCCCAAUGACUGCCACUAUGAUGUCUGACCUCUCAAUAGUAUCUCUCUGUCCAUGGGUUGGACAGAUGGGGAAAAUACUUAUUUUAAAAAAAAAUCGUAUUAUUCGAAGUAAACGCUUGUCUGACAUGACUAGAUCUGUAAAAUGUAGUAUAAUCCAACUGUGUUAUAUUAGUGACUAUGUCAAGUAAGGAAGGAUAGGACGAAGGAGAAUGCAUUUGAAAAAUAUUGGAACUGGGUUUUAGGACCGAGUGGACCUCUAAUGCUGCUGAACCUUAUGACCUUUUGACUUGAGGCCCUGGCCAGGCGAUCAAGAUUAUUUUGACCCCAUACAACCUUACCUAACUCAUUACAGCACACGAGGAAAACGUUUUCUGAACGUUUCACGACCGUGAACUAAACUGACUUUCUCGUAGUAGUCUCUCCCUGUUCCAGUGUUUUCAUUGUGUCUGAUGGACACCACCCAGGUGUCUAGUCUCUCCCUGUUCCAGUGUUUUCAUUGUGUCUGAUGGACACCACCCAGGUGUCUAGUCUCUCCCUGUUCCAGUGUUUUCAUUGUGUCUGAUGGACACCACCCAGGUGUCUAGUCUCUCCCUGUUCCAGUGUUUUCAUUGUGUCUGAUGGACACCACCCAGGUGUCUAGUCUCUCCCUGUUCCAGUGUUUUCAUUGUGUCUGAUGGACACCACCCAGGUGUCUAGUCUCUCCCUGUUCCAGUGUUUUCAUUGUGUCUGAUGGACACCACCCAGGUGUCUAGUCUCUCCCUGUUCCAGUGUUUUCAUUGUGUCUGAUGGACACCACCCAGGUGUCUAGUCUCUCCCUGUUCCAGUGUUUUCAUUGUGUCUGAUGGACACCACCCAGGUGUCUAGUCUCUCCCUGUUCCAGUGUUUUCAUUGUGUCUGAUGGACACCACCCAGGUGUCUAGUCUCUCCCUGUUCCAGUGUUUUCAUUGUGUCUGAUGGACACCACCCAGGUGUCUAGUCUCUCCCUGUUCCAGUGUUUUCAUUGUGUCUGAUGGACACCACCCAGGUGUCUAGUCUCUCCCUGUUCCAGUGUUUUCAUUGUGUCUGAUGGACACCACCCAGGUGUCUAGUCUCUCCCUGUUCCAGUGUUUUCAUUGUGUCUGAUGGACACCACCCAGGUGUCUAGUCUCUCCCUGUUCCAGUGUUUUCAUUGUGUCUGAUGGACACCACCCAGGUGUCUAGUCUCUCCCUGUUCCAGUGUUUUCAUUGUGUCUGAUGGACACCACCCAGGUGUCUAGUCUCUCCCUGUUCCAGUGUUUUCAUUGUGUCUGAUGGACACCACCCAGGUGUCUAGUACUGGAAUAGAUCAAAUAUGUAGAAUGGAGAUGAGCUACAAGAGGAAACUGAACCAAACCAUGUGACCUCUGGUGGUUACUAUCCACCCAUGCUAGAACCAAUGGAUUCCCAUUGAGACCAAUACUCUGUGUAUUUCCAGUGAGACCAUAAAUACACGUUUUAUGAGAUACAAGAUUGGCUCACCUUCUGUGGGCCUUCAUAUAUAUAUAUAUUUCUUUUUAAAAAUUGGAAUAAAAAACUAUAAGCAAAUUAUAUUAAUUCUUAUGGUCAUAAAUUGAAUGAAUGGUCCCUUCUCAGAAAUCAUCAGUAACUGCUCUCUACGGUGUACCAUCUCUAUUGCCUGGUUGGUUACCCAGACUCCUUGCUCUGGCCAAACGCUUACGCCAGGCCUGCUGACGUUAGUUUCUUCUCCGAGUCUGGAUCUGAGUACCUGCCUGACAAGUUCUAGAAUGUAAACGCAUUUGAACUGUUCUGACCCUGAAUAAAAACCUACUUGGACCUUAAAGUGGUAGGUAGCCUAGUGGUUAGAGUUGGGCCAGUAACCCAAAGGUUGCUGGAUCGAAUCUAUGAUCUGACGAGGUAAUAAUCUGUCGUUCUGCCCCUGAACAAGGCAGUUAACCCACUGUUCCUAGACCGUAUUUGUAAAUAAGAAUUUGUUCUCGUAAAAUAAAUAAAUAAAGCAAUAUGUGUCGUUCUUCUUUUCAGUUUGCUGCAGCUAGUGACUGGAACGGGCUGCAACAAACACUCAAACUAGACAGUUUUUCUUCUCAUUUAUCUUUAUUCAAAGACUCAAUCAUGGACACUCUUACUGACAGUUGUGGCUGAUUUGUGUGAUGUAUUCUUGUCUCUACCUUCUUGCUCUUUGUGCUGUUGUCUGUGCCCAAUAAUGUUUGUACCGUGUUUUGUGUUGCUACCAUGUUGUUGUCAUGUUGUGUUGCUACCAUACUGUGUUGUCAUGUGCUGUUGCCUUGCUAUGUUGUCUUAGGUCUCUCUUUUAUGUAGUGUUGUCUCACUUGUCGUGAUGUGUGUUUUGUCCUAUAUUUGUUUUUAUAUUAAAAAUAUAUAUAUUUUUAAUCCCAGUCCGUCCCCAGCCUUUUUGUUUGUUGGGAGGCCGUCAUUGUAAAUAAGAAUUUGUUCUUAACUGACUUGCCUAGUUGAAUAAAUCAAUAAAAUAAAUAAACAUAGAGAGAAAUAACAUAUUGGAUGUCAUGUAAAGGCUCUAUAAAGGCUCAUGCAUACUUAUAACAAGAUUUAAAGCAUUAUACUGAAGGCAUGAAGUAAAUUAUCACACAAUCUUUUAAUCAGUCAGUGUUGGUAGACCGUGUCAAGUGCCUCAUUGCAGUUCCCCCCCGUGUCCAGGAGAGGGAGCUUGUCACUGCUUUUCAACAGAGUUCAGGAACACCAUGGACAAUUCUACACAUAUGAUGCAUAUACUGUUGGCUCUCAAAAGGCUUCCUCUCCUUGUCUACUCUCCUCUGUCUCUGCACUAAUACGAGGGUUGUGUACGGCGGUAGGCCACUGGGACACUUGUUUUCACUGAUCCAGAACUUUUUCAGAGCAGCGUAAUGAACGAAGGAAAGGUGACAAGGAGACUAUAGGAUUUGAUAGAAUGACCUAAUAUAAUACUUUUGAGUAUCGACCCUCAUUUGCCUGCAUGCUUGAAUCAGAAACUCUUAUUUUUAUGUAUGUUUAAUGUUCUUACAGACACUGAUUAUUGUGAUUGUGGUUUACAUGAACUGGAAAGACUUGAACUGUUAUUGGAGAGGAAUAUUGCACAGUGUUACUUUAGCCCCGUGUUAUUAUGAACUAAGAGAAAGUAUCUGUUGUCUCUGUUUCUGCCAUUUCAAUGGACUGAGUGCUUCCAACAGCCUACAUGGAGAUCGUGCUGCUUAAUUCUGGCCCUUAUGGGCCACCAUACCCUAAUGUACUAUUGGAUAUUUGUGACAUUUUUACAAAUGUAUUGUAUUGUAUUGCUAUCCAUCUCUCUCCAUUUCUGUUGUCUGCCUACCCCCCCCAAAGAACAUCAAAUGAAGGAGAUUACAUGUUAUCAAAUAGGAUGCUGAUGUUUUAACACUUGAACAAGACUAUUUGAAACCCUACUCUUUAUGUAUAACUGUUGUUAAAACAGUUGCCAAGUACUUACUUGUAAGCACGAAACAUUUUUGAUUUGUCUAUACAUUGUUAACCAUUUGUCUGUGGAUACAAUUGGGAGAAUAGUGUUGUGUAAUAAUGGUUACACGGUUAAUAGUAACAUUAAAAUCUUACAUGAUAUAAA
Oncorhynchus keta (chum salmon) is the source of this 6305-nucleotide messenger RNA. RefSeq names its product glycerol kinase 5 (gene gk5). Bases 1045 to 2637 code for a protein of 530 amino acids. The transcript has 20 exons. Lineage: Eukaryota; Metazoa; Chordata; Actinopteri; Salmoniformes; Salmonidae. Gene Ontology annotation, cellular component: mitochondrion. The record is from RefSeq and is a predicted model, not a curated record. Gene Ontology annotation, molecular function: glycerol kinase activity. Gene Ontology annotation, biological process: triglyceride metabolic process; glycerol metabolic process; glycerol-3-phosphate biosynthetic process.